UUUUUCAUAAAAUUCAGAUUUUCCAACGGAUAUAUCAUUUGUGAAUCAAACGAGUACUGCAGAACCGAAAGAAGAACACGAGGCUCAUUUUGCAAAGGAUGAUGAUAGAAAUACUUGCUCAUCUACAACUGAUGGCUAUGACAGCUAUUGGAUGGGAAUGUUUAAGGAUCCAGGAGAAUUGAUAAGAAUCAUGAUUUUUAUGCCGCAAGGAGAAGUUGCUUAUGAGGUUCUACUUUUAAGGAAAAAUGGAUCAGAAAUUAGCUGUGGAAUUCAAACGGAUAGUAUUACUCGUUUAGGAUGGGCAUAUCAUGUGUGUCCCUGUCGUAACAACAGAGAUGCCAUAGGUGUAAAAAUAAAAUCGCUAUCUUCAAAGCCUCUUCAAAUAUGUGAAAUUAAAGCCUUUGUUUUGACUUCUCCCAUCUGUGUCGAUCCUCACCUGUAUAUAGAAUAUGGACGACUCCAACUGACUCGUAAGACUGCUACAUUGUUCUGUGACUCAGGUCACACACCUAGUGCUGCAAGUCGAGUCGAAUGCGUACGAGAUGGCAUCUGGAACAUCAAAAGUCUUUACUGUUUAGAGAACCAAUGGGAUGCAAGAGAACCAGGUAGCUUAAUCGAGAAAGAGCGAAAAUCAUUUCAUAACGAUCCUUAAAAUGCCCUGUAAUAUUGAUUUAACGUUCUUGCUCACUCUCAGAAAUAAAACUCUCAUUUUGACGGUUCAGUAAUAGGUCAAUUUUUUUAAAUGGAACUUUUGUUUUACAACGUGAAACAAUGAUAACUGCGAAACAAAUAUAAGGAUUGGGGAGUGAAACUAACAAGAAAGGAGCUGAAUAGUAAUAAAUAAAAUUGAAAGCUUGA
Parasteatoda tepidariorum (common house spider) is the source of this 858-nucleotide messenger RNA. RefSeq lists its product as uncharacterized. Lineage: Eukaryota; Metazoa; Arthropoda; Arachnida; Araneae; Theridiidae. The record is from RefSeq and is a predicted model, not a curated record.